Molecule: messenger RNA, 3333 nt
Organism: Bursaphelenchus okinawaensis
Lineage: Eukaryota; Metazoa; Nematoda; Chromadorea; Rhabditida; Aphelenchoididae
Source: the annotation of a GenBank genome assembly
AUGUCCUAUGUAAUUGGAAUUGAUCUUGGUUUGUCAUCGUCGUCAGUUGCCAUUUACUGCGAUGGAAAGGUUAAAACUUUGUCCAAUAUUUUUGGUAACUUUACUACACCAUCUUGUGUUGCAUUCAAUAACAGCGAUUGUCUUGUUGGAGAAGCUGCUGUUGGUCAGGCUACAAGGAAUCCUGCAAAUACAUUGUUCAGUAAGUUUUGAUGAAAAUCUUAUAUUAUUUGGCUUAACGUUACUUUAUCUGGUUUUAUACUGUAUGUUAUUCUACUUUGCUUUACUUUAUCCUUGUCUUCUAUCUCUCAUCGUAACAUAUCUUAUCCUACCUUACCGUACUUUUCUCUACUCUACCCUAUUCUACCUUAUCGUACUUUACUUUACCAUACCAUAUCUUAUUAUACCUUAUUUUACCCUAUUCUACUUUAUUUUGAUCUACUCUACUUUUUUCUACUUUACCCUACUCUACCUUAUCCUACUCCACUCUAUCUUACCUUUUACUAACUUAAACUAUAUAAUAUAUUUUUAGAUGCCAAACGUCUGAUUGGACGUUUUUUCAAUGAAGUUCGAGACGAAGUUAAAAGCUGGCCGUACAGAGUUGUUGAUAUUGGCAAUGGUUUUUGUUACCAAGUGGAAUAUAAAGGAGAAGUCACGUUUUACACGCCAGAACAGAUCACUGCUACGAUUUUGUCUGAAUUAAAAGCGAUUGCAGAGUACUUUUGUCAUACAGUUAAAGAUGCCGUCAUCACCGUGCCAGCCCACUUCAAACAGCCUCAAGUCUUGGCUACGGUCGAAGCGGCUAAAAUGGCGGGCCUCAAUGUCCUUCGUAUUAUCAACGAGCCUACAGCUACUGCGAUUGCUUAUACAUACAACAGAAGCUGGGCGGACUACAGUUCUUCGUCUACAGCUCACAGUAAUCCUGCAGGUUACGGUAAUCCAUCUACAGAUCACAAUAGCCCUCAAACGUUUAAAAAUAUGUUGAUAUACGACCUGGAAGAAGAUACGUUCGACGCAAGUGUUAUCACGGUGAAGGAUUUGAUUCUAGAUGAUGCUCGAAGCCAAGAAAUGGGCCAACAGGUUGGUGGUGUUACACAUGAUCUACCUAGAGAUAGUUGUAGUAGUAUGAACAAAUGUCGGGUAACAUUGCAUACUAUAGAGUAUGACAAGGCAUACUGUAGGGCAGGGCAAACCAUACUGUAAGGUAAGGCAAUGCAUAAGGUACGGGUAGGGCAAGGAAUACUGUGCAAGAAAGGGUAGGGGUAAAGGUAGGCUUAGGGGGUAGAGGUAGUUAAUCUAAAAGUCAACUUUUAUCUUUAGCUAUAUGUUCAAUUAUCAAAUAAAACACGUACUAAACAGUACGAGCUGAAGGCCACCUCAGGAAAUGGUCACUUGGGAACGAACGACUUUGUUACUCGACUAAUGGAUUAUUUAAUCGAUGAAUUCCAGACGAAAUACAACAAAGAUUUGAGGUCAAACAAACAAUCUCUUUGACGGCUUCGAAUUCAAUGUCAGAGAACGGUGAGGGAGCUUCGGAAUUUUACAAAACUUGAGUAAGUAUGAUUUAAAAGCGGAUCUGACGCUUUUCACUACUCUCUCACUCUCUCCCCUCCCCUUUUUUCUCUUUCACCCUAGCGACGUUCCUGGUUACAGUAUAAGUUAGGCUAGGUUUGCGAUGACAGUACGUGUGAGGUGGGGCUACGGUAGGAUAAGUUAGGUUUUAUAUUAAUUUAAAUUUUGUUUAAGUUUUGAAAUUGAAAGUCUCUUCGACGGUGAAGACUUUUACACCACCAUAUCUCGAGUCAGGUUUGAAUCCUUGAUCGUUGACUUGUUAAAUGAUACGUUGGAAGCAGUCAAGUAUGUUUUGAAUGCUUCCAAACUGUUGAAGCGCGACAUUCAUGAAGUUUUGUUGGUGGGCACUCAAAUGCCAAUGGUUAAACAACUCAUUUUCAAGUUUUUUGCUGGACACUUGUACACAUUCGACACAAAUUUGGAGCAAGCUGUAGCACAUGGUGCAGCGAUCCAAGCGGCCGUUUUGUCAGCCAAGCAUGAGCAUAGACUGCCGGAUAUUCGCAUAUUUGACCAGGCUAACGCUCCAGUUGUUGGUGUCGGCGUUCUUGGUGGGUUAUAUCUCUGGAAUUUCAUAUUUUGUUGUUAAAAGGCGACAUUUUAUACGAUGAAACAUGCACUUUCAAAUUUUCAGUCGAACCAGAUCAUACCAACAUACUAUGUCAAGUAAAACAAUCCGGUUUCAAAAACACUCCAGUUCGGCCGUUUUCAAUUACUCUGAACAUUGACCAUUAUGGUAUGUUGACUACACGAGCGGUGGUUCAUAUUACGGGCAGUGAGACCAAUGUUACUGUAACUAAUGUCAACGCGAAUGAGUACGAUGUCUGUAGCAAGAAGAUGGACCAUUUUAGAAGGCUGAAGGGGUUGGAGGAAAGGGUAGGUUUUGAUUAGUGCAUAAUGGUUGAAAUGUCUUAAAAUUUUUGUCGAAAAUUUUUAAAUUUGCAUUUUUUUGCGGAAUUUUAAAAAUCUUGGCAUUGUGUUUCAGGCUUGUUUUUAUGGUGUUUUAACUCUGAAUUUAGAAUUUAGGAAAGGUUUUAGACUAGUUAAAGUAGCUUUAAAAACGUUGAACAUUUUUAAAUUUAAAUUUGUAUUCUCCCGCCAAAUUUAAAAAAUUUUGGCAUUGUUUCAGGCUUGUUUUAUGACAUUUUGAACUUGAAUGUAACAAAAGCUUUGGUUAUAAUUUUAAAUAGCUUUACAAAUUUUGAAAAAACGUGAUUUGAAUAUUUACAUUGUAUUUAACCGCCAAAUUUUUAAAAAUCUUGGCAUUGUAUUUCAGGCUUGUUUUUAUGUCAUUUUAAAGUUGAAUUUAAUAAAGGUUAUAGAUUAUAGUUUAAGUAGCUUUAAAAUUGUUGAAAAUCUGAAGAAGAAGUUUAAAUUUAUAUUUUCCCGCCAAAUUAAAAAUAUCUUGGCAUUGUAUUUUAGCCUUGUUUUAUGUCAUUCGUAAUUUGAAAUUUGUAAAAAUUGUUUAAAAUUUGUUUUAGAUCGUAGUUUAAGUAGCUUUAGAAAUGUUAUAAAUUUUUUUUAAAAUUCAAAUUUUUAUUUUUCCCGCCAAAUUCUAAAACAUAAUUUUAGGCAAAGAAAAUGAACAGACAAUCAAAACUGGUUGUCGACAAGUGUAGCACUGCCAUUUCGGACCUGGCUAGUUGUCCGAGACGCGUUACUGAAGGAGAAGUUGCCAAACUCGAAGCCCAACUGAACCAGGCAUUUUUGGCCGAAGCCGAGGCCAAAAAGAAGGUCCGAUUUUCACAUUCAGAAGCAGAAUCUUGA